UAUACGUUGCAGUCGCGUUUCCCACAGCUCUGCAAACAAACAGCACGGUUCAUUUGACCGUAACGUGAGCGCGUGUUGUGGACGAAGUUUCGAUCGCUCCGAAGCAAAAGGAGAAGUUACACAAGAGGAUCUGCGCGUGGAGGCGGAGAGAAACGGAAGAGGAAACGCGCGCGGACACUGCUGCUGCGACACCGGAGCUUUCAGCAUCACAUUCUUCUCACUACAGCAGCGUUUUAUUUUCUUUUUGAUUCCAAAGCCGUUCGUGAAUUGUUAAAGAGAGCGACGCAUUGCAAGAAACGCUAUUUAAUUUGAAGGCGCGCGUCGUUUGGUAACUUUACGCACGCGAUAGCCAGCCCUGUAACGGGACAACUGGCUUCAACUCCAUCAAACUUUACUGGCUGAAGUUUUAACGCCAUGUUUCGCUUCGUUUUCCACCGCCGUUUGGAUAUCGCGAUGUUUGGAUAGCGCAGUCGCCAAACGGGGCGCAGGGGAAAGAAGUAAGAAGCCCGUUAUAUUUGGGAUUUUUAAAAAGUUUUUUUUCUUAAGACAAGUUCAAGCCAGCGCCUCUUCCUGCGAGACACUGCGCCGAAUGGACGCCCACGUAAAGGAGGGACAGCUGUACGUCCAGCAUCAGAAGUUUGGGAAGAAAUGGAAGAAGAACUGGUUCGUCCUUUAUCCUGCCAGUCAGAAUGGCAUCGCCCGCCUCGAGUUCUUCGAUUCGUCGGGGUCUGGGGGCGGCUUCUCGGGAGGCUCGGGGGCCAAUGAGAAGACUCGAAAACUGGACAAGAAGAUCAUCCGUCUGUCCGAGUGCAUCUCCAUCCUGCCCGCGCUCACCGAGAACUGCCCCAAAGACAACAUGUCCGCCUUCUGUGUGGAGACCAAUGACAAAACGCACGUGUUCUGUGCGGAGAGAGCCACGGCCAAAGAGUGGAUGGACACCAUGUGUGACAUCGCCUUCCAGGGAGGAGGGGGCAGUGCUGCUCCUGAGCCCAGCCCUCCAGCUCCAGACCUGCAGAUGUCUGAGAACCUCAUCUACUACUCCAGAGAGGAGGUGGAUGAGUUCUGGGUGAGUGUCCAGCGCACAGAGGCCUCAGAGCGCUGUGGACUGGCCGGCAGCUAUUGGCUCAAAGCCGAAAGCGAUGUCCUGAUCCUGAAGGAGCCAAAGACCAAGAGGACCGUCCAAGUGUGGCCCUACAAGCUGCUCAGGAGAUAUGGCCGAGACCGGGUGAUGUUCUCCUUUGAGGCUGGCCGUCGCUGUGACUCGGGGCCUGGAAACUUCACCUUUGACACCAAACAGGGCAACGAGAUCUUCUCCCUGGUGGACCAGGCUAUCCGCUCCCAAAAGGCUUUGGCUGAGGAGAGGCGGCUCAGCUGUAACCAAGAGGAGGGGCCCUCGUCUCUACCGUUCCUGCGCAGUGGGGACAACAGCAGCACCAGCAGCAGAGAGGCCGACGGGGACUCAGGGGGGAGCAAACCGGGCUCUGCUGAUGGAGUCCUGAGCCGCAGGGAGGGGGCAGAGGGAGGAGCUAAAGCGGCCACAGUAAAUACUCUGAAGGGGCGGGGCCUACCAGACACGCCUGCCAUGUUGGGCACUCCGCCCCGCUCUCCCCGCGGUCGGGCAGCAGGGGGCGGCGAUGAGCAGACAGGGCUGUACUCUGAGCCUGCAGACUGUGUGCGCCCCCUACAGGCCAAUGACUCUCUAUAUUCUGACCCUGUGGACAGCAUCAAGGCUCAGGGCCCCGCCCCCUCCACCUCCACAACUCCUGAUCUCUACUCCUACGUAUAUGACCACAUCACCAUGGACAUGAGCCACAAGACCAGCGCGCUCAGCCUGAACGGAGCAGCCAAGAGCACCGCCGCAGGUCAGGAGGCAGUACUGCACGAGCACAUAUACGAUGAACCUGAGGGCUGUGCCAAAAGUACUUUACCAAAGACUAUUUAUAACGAGGCCACUGCGCCCUCAAUGGGCACCGGCCGAGCCCUGCUCAAAGGGCCCAAGUGGGCCAAACCCCUCACGGCUCCUAAACCUGCUCGUGGUGCUCGUAAAGAGCCCGUCCCUCCCUCGGGAAAGUUCUCCAAUGUGAACAAUAACAACAGUGUGAGGGCAGGGGGCAGUGGGGAGCUGUACAGCAGAGUGUCCAAGAGGCGCUCCUGCUACAGCCAGCAGCAGCAGAGAGCCGAGCGGAGACCAGACCUGAUCUACGACAACCUGGGAGACAUCUGAACCUUUUGCUUACAGACAGUCCUAAUGAUGAGUUAGACACUAUGACAUUGAAUGGCAGGAGCAUCUGUGUCAGGUGCUGCUCCUGUCGGCUCUUCUCUGCCCCGCCCCCUCACAUGGACCUCUGUGGACAGUGGGGCAGUGUGUGGGGCAGAUGAUCAUGUGACCAGCCUUUGCACAGAGACGUGUGUGUAGGACAUGUCCCCAUGUGAAGAAUGUGAAGACAUAUGUUUGUAUGAGCCGUGCAGUAAUAAAAGGCAGAAAGCUCAAA
This is a messenger RNA of Boleophthalmus pectinirostris (great blue-spotted mudskipper), 2492 nucleotides long. RefSeq names its product docking protein 1b (gene dok1b). NCBI's taxonomy places the organism in Eukaryota, Metazoa, Chordata, Actinopteri, Gobiiformes, Gobiidae. The transcript has 5 exons. The record is from RefSeq and is a predicted model, not a curated record. Gene Ontology annotation, biological process: positive regulation of MAPK cascade; cell surface receptor protein tyrosine kinase signaling pathway. Bases 590 to 2224 code for a protein of 544 amino acids. Gene Ontology annotation, cellular component: cytoplasm.